UAAAUCAAAGCCUUCGUCUGCGCACGCGACUGUGCGUCAAGCGAAGUAAUUUUAUCACGAUUCGCGUUUUUUUUUUUUGAUUUGAAUUUCGAACCGAUGAUAAUAAAUCUGUUAAAGUUAUAAUUAGUGCUAUAUUGUAUUCAGUCGAAAUGGGAAGAUCAAUAACAUUUAUGCUGCUGGCGGUGUUCGUAUCGUACGCAAACUCCGCACCACAAUUCAUAACAUUCAAGGAAGGAAAGUUAGGAGUCAACUUUGGUGGUUAUCAUGCUGGUGUUGGCCUCGGUGGCUUAUUAGGUGGUGGUGCUGCCGGUGGACUGUACGCUGAGGCUGGUACCCCUCACGGUCAAUCUGCAAGAGCUGGUCUCGGUGGAGUAGCAAGUGAAAAUGGAGGAACAUCAGGUGGCCUGUAUGCGGGGGCAACUGCUGGUGGAAACAUCAAGGCAUCAGCUGGCCUCGCUGGAGGAGUCAACUCUGAAAAUGCAGCAGGAGCAGGAUAUGCUUCAGCUCAAGCUGGCAACCGUUAUGCGGCUUCAGGAAUGGCAGGUGAAUCUUCAGCAGGAGGAACAUCAGAAAUUUUAUUUUCCGGCACUCAGGAUGUCGUUCCAUUACAUCCCGUUCAUGUGAAACCAGUACACAAAAAAAUUCAUACAGAGUUUAAUUUUGAUUCUCUCAAUGAAGUACAACCUCUGCCAAAAGCACCUGAAGUGCACACAGAAGUUAAGACUGAAAUCGAAAAAAAAGUUAUCCAUGAAAACGUACAACCAGUCAUCGUUAAAGAAGUUUAUGUUGAACCCAAAACAAAAGUCGUUGAAAAAGAAAUAGUACAUACGCAUUAUAAGCCCCGUCGGCAUCAUUUCCGCAAAACGGCUUUCCUUGGCGGAUAUAUUGGAGGUCAGGGAGAUAUUGUUGGACCGACUGUAUAUAAAAAUGUAGAGCCACAGAUUCAAAAAAGAAUAGAUGCCGAUGCUGAAUCAUCUGCUAAUGCUGGUGCCGCGGUAGAAGGAGGUUUUAAUGGUGGAGCAGGAGGCAGCCAUGUAUAUACAAAACAAGUAACUUUUCAAAGAAAUCCUAAUUUCUUUGCAGACAUAUUUAAUAUUCCUAUAUCAACACUAAAGGCUGUUGGUAAUUUUCUAGGAAACACGGCGGCUAAUACUAAUAUUUCUGUGCAAAAGAGUGCAACAGUACAAGCAGAGUCAGACACGAAAUCCCUUUCAAACGAUCCAUCACUGUCAUCAUCAUCAUCUUCUUCCUCAUCAGCUCAUGUCUCUGUUGAAACACCGAGUGCAUCAAAAUUCUUUGACGAUAUUUUAGCUAUACCCAUCAACACACUCGGUGCUGUUAAUAAAUUUCUAGAGAAUAAUGUUGCGAAUAAGAAAACUGUUCAGGUAGCUGAGGAUGGAACAGUCGAACCGGUAAGGUCUAGGCGUGGACCUCAUGCAAGAAGACGAGCUAAUAAACAAGUAAUUGUUAUUCAAGAGGAGAAUCCAGAGGCAUCUGAAGCAGUUAAUUAAGACACAUUUGAGGUGAAGUUGUAAUUGUAUAUGAUAUUAUCGCCUAUUGAAGUGCAAUAUAAGUAUUUUUUUUUACG
Messenger RNA from Vanessa atalanta (red admiral), 1588 nucleotides. RefSeq lists its product as uncharacterized. The record is from RefSeq and is a predicted model, not a curated record. The coding region runs from base 150 to 1511 and encodes 453 amino acids. The transcript has 11 exons. Lineage: Eukaryota; Metazoa; Arthropoda; Insecta; Lepidoptera; Nymphalidae.